Messenger RNA from Rhipicephalus sanguineus (brown dog tick), 1593 nucleotides. RefSeq names its product mitochondrial ribonuclease P protein 1 homolog (gene rswl). NCBI's taxonomy places the organism in Eukaryota, Metazoa, Arthropoda, Arachnida, Ixodida, Ixodidae. Gene Ontology annotation, cellular component: nucleoplasm; mitochondrion; nucleus. The record is from RefSeq and is a predicted model, not a curated record. The coding region runs from base 268 to 1551 and encodes 427 amino acids. The transcript is spliced from 5 exons. Gene Ontology annotation, molecular function: tRNA binding. Gene Ontology annotation, biological process: positive regulation of mitochondrial translation; mitochondrial tRNA 5'-end processing.
ACGGUCACCAUGUGCGUCUGCACUUUGCAAGCCGUGCAUCGCAUUUGAGGGCACUCGCUUCAGUUUCACGUGUGGUGUACUUUACUGUUUAUCUACCUGACAAGCAUCAAACGUCCAAUGAUAAUUGAACUCGCAGAUAAUGUGCGGUACCGUGCGUCGUUACCACUGGUUAUGAAAACGGCGCGAUCUCCGUGAACUGCAGGGGAAGAUCGCAUCCUCGCAAUAGGACGCGAAGAUUCUGGAAUACGACAAUCAGGAACCAUAAUCAUGGCUAGGGCGAUUUCAAGGAUUCCCGCACUUUUAAGCCGGUGCUGCGCACCCGCUUGGGGAGUGAGUACCACGCGCUUCGCUCAAUGCUUACCGAGCUUAAGAGACAACGUGACGCCGUUCGCUCUCCGAUCGUCUUGCACUGCAGCAGGCGCUCCGAAAACAACGAACGCUGUGGGUGAGAAAAACGACGAACACACUGCCCCCGUCGAACGCACCGAAAUGACAGUGGACGAUUUCAAGGAUCUCGUGACGAGUGAAGAGACGAGACGACGGAUUCACUUGAUCCUGCUCGAGUACGUGAGCUGUCGCGACACCGUGGGACGUGUGCCUUCUGUGUUGAGUGUUGAGGACAUGAAGGAGCUGCUCCGUAUCGGUUCUCCGUUGCGAAGAACGAAGUACUUCAACUACCUCUUCAAGACCGAGAUGUCGGAGCGCGCUAUUAGGCGACGCAAGGAGGAACUCAGAUUAAAGCGGAUCGCCGAGAAGGAAGAGAAGUUGAAGAAGGCCAUCGAAGAUGGCUCGAUUAAUCACAUCCAGUACGGUAUCGAAAACACCAUUUUCCUUUUCAUCCGGGAUCAGUCGAUGCACCAUUACUUCAACUACAGACAGGCCUAUGCUGCCAUGUUUGGGCAAACGCUGGUGUUUGACCUGGACUACGAGGAGGAAAUGACGCGUCGUGAGGUCAUCAAUGCCGCUGACCAGUUGCAAGAAGUGUACGCCGUAAAUAGGCUCUCUCCAGACCCAUUCAAUCUGGUGUUCUGUGGUCUUAAAGGCGAGCUAUACAGGAAUCAAUUGUACAAGGCCAUGCCCCACUUGGACAAACCGAACUGUCUUAUAACGGUCAGCGAGAAAAGCUACCUCGAUAUGUUCCCAAAGGAAAAGUUGGUUUACCUGACUCCCGAUGCAAGGCAGCCACUUCGCUACAGUGACGAUGCUAUCUACAUCAUAGGUGGUAUGGUUGACCUCGGCACUCAGCAGCCAUACUCUUUGGCUCGAGCGAAGAGACAAGGAAUCACUUUUGCCAAACUUCCUCUGGAUGAGUACUUGCCCUGGGGCCAGUCGGCUUCCAAGACGCUUGCUCUGAACCACAUCACCCGCAUACUUCUCGACAUGAAGGCCACCAGGAGUUGGAAUGAGGCGUUCAAGUCGAUCCCCCGAAGAAAGCUCAAGAGUGCUGAACAGCUCAAAGCAGAAGAACAGUUCCAGGCCACCAAAGAACACAGGAAGCAGAGGGUGAUGAAAAAGUUCAACUUGGACAAGGAAGCAAUAUUCAAGGGUUAAAUAUAUUGUAGAGAGAGCAGAAAAAUAAAUAGGUGCCCAGUA